AUGAGUACAGACUAAUCAUCUAAUUCAUCAAUUUAGAAAGGCAAAUCGCUAUCUUCAAUUGAUACAACCAGAUCUAAAUAGACAUAAGAAUUAGGAAUCCAUUAACUCUUAUAAAAUGCAUUCUAAGAUAUGGGUAAAAAAGUUUUUAUCUAAUUUAGAUGAUGAAAAUACAGAUAUGAAAACAUUACUUCCUAUUUCCAUAUUAUUAGAAGAGAUGAAAAGUGAUCAUUCAAGCACAAGAACUUACUGUUUGCAAAACCUUUCAACUAUUGCUUUAGUAUUGGGUCCUGCAAGAGCAAAAGGCUUAUUAGGCGGAUUUAUUUCAAAUUUACUUAAGGAUCAAGAAAAGGCUGGUUAAGAUAUUAAGUUGUAUUUUAGUUGAGGAUGUUCCUGAAGAAUUAUAAGUUAUGCUUACAUUACUAGAAUCUAUGCCAAAAUUAAUAAAUUUAAUCGGAGGUCCUGAGAAUAGUUUAAUUUUAUUGAAACCAUUACUUGAAACCAUUGGUGAUAGAACAAAGGAUGAAACUAAAACUAUGUAUAUCAAAAUUAUGAGAGACAUUGGGAAGAGAUUAGUGAAAUAAUAACAUUUAUUUGAAGAAUGUGUGACUUAGAGAAUAAUUGAAGCUAAAGAUGGCGAUUUAGAUGAAUAAUGUGCAGCAGUCACAUUAAUUGCAAAUCUUUAUAAUCUAGUUUCUGAGUAAGUAUUAUAAGAAUGGAUGGAGUAUUUUAAAAAUUUAAUGUUAAGUAAUGAGUAAAAUGUGAGAAAAAGAGUAGUACUAAGCAUAAAAGAAUUUGCUUAAUGGGCAAGUAAUCCAGAAGAGCAGAAAUUUUGUAUUGAAUUAGCUGAUAAUGUUUUUACAAAUGGAAAGGAUUUUAAAUCAAAUCUAUUCUAUAGUGUUCCUUCUUUAAUUAAAUUUCAAGGUUAUCAUGAAUAUUUGAAUAAAUUAUUCAAAAUGGAUAAUAUUAAUGCAUACAACUGCUUUUUAGAAAUUUGCAUUGAAUCUCUAUAAGUAUUAUAAAAUACUGCUGACAGUAAAUUAUUUAUUGAAAAUUUCAUUAAAUUGUUUUCCAAAACCGAAUUAGAGUUGAAAUAAAAAUUAUCAAUAUAUUGUGGAAAAUUAGUAGUUUUUAUCAAAGAAUCAAAAACAAUCUAUAAAGGGGUAAUUUUAUUAUAUAAUAAUCUUAGCAUCUUGGAUAAAUUUAGUAAUAUAUGACUUUAUUAGAGUAAGAAAAGAAUUUUAUGAUAAAAUAGAAUUUAGUAGAGUCGGUUAUUUUAAUUUUGAAUCAAGCAACAGAUAGAAGAAUUUAUUAUUAAUAAGAGGAAAUCUAAUAUUUCUUAAGAUUUUUAAUGAAUUAAUUAAUGAGUGGAGACACUGAUCUUAAAUUUAAAUUUGUUUCUAAAUAAAAAUCUUUUAACAUAGUUUUAUAAUUCAUUUCAGACAAUGCUUUUUAGUAAGCUGAAUCAUAACAGAUAGUUAAAAAUUUACUUCAAGUUAUAAUUAAUAUAGAACAAUGCAAGAAUUGGAGAAUGAGACAAUAAUGUUUGAUAUCAUUGUAGAUGGUAUUUAUUUAACAUAUAAUAGUUCUUAACUAAUUUAUAAUAAUUUUAAUUAUUCAAGACUUUUUAGUCUGAUGACUUAGAAAUUUAAUUAAUUAAAAGGCUAUUAUAAGAUAGAAUUUCUGCAGUACGUGAGGAAGCUAGUAAAGUAAGAAUUAUAUUAAAAAAUGCAGACACUUUUUCAGUUGUUUAGACAACUUAGAGAAAAUAAUUUGAUUGAAAAGGGUAAAAGAGUCAUAGAUUAAUUAAGUGAAUUACUAAAACAUGCAAAUUAUUUAGUUAGAGUUAAUUUUGUCUUAGGAUUGGGAAAUGCUUUCUUUUUGGGAGAAUAUACAUAUAAUGUAUUAAGGUAAUUAAAAAAUGAAGUGCCUAAUGUAAAAUUGGCUUUGUUAGAAAUCUUGCUUAAUAAUAAGAAAUGCAAACAGUUAGAUUUAAUCCCAAUAAAUGAUUCGGAUUAGGAUGUUAGAGAUGUUGCAUAAAUUAUAUAUUUAUAAUUCAAAUGAUCAAUUCUGGAC
Molecule: messenger RNA, 2073 nt
Organism: Paramecium sonneborni
Lineage: Eukaryota; Ciliophora; Oligohymenophorea; Peniculida; Parameciidae
Source: the annotation of a GenBank genome assembly